UCUCAGCAGACGGGUGCAGUUGUGAGAGCCUUAAAGCCUGCAUAAAAAUGCGCUCUGGCUCUCAGACAUCAGGGUCUAUCAAAAGAUUUAUUGAGAAGAGGUCCCGUUGAUUGUCAGCCACAUGGAAACCAUAGGAACACUGAGCAGUCUCUCUCUCUCUCUCUCUCUCUCUCUCUGUCCGUCUCUCACUCUGUUUGAGGGAGUGGAACACUCUUCAUGCGGCUGCACUGAGGAGCAUUUGAUACUAAGUAACUGGAAGCUCUGGACUCAAAAUCAGCUUUUUUUGUCUGGUCUUAGUUAUGCUUUCUCUUAUUUUUUCUUUCAUCUAGAAGGCUGGUGAUGAUGUUAAGGGUGGAGGUCUGAUGUGUGUGGAGCCAUUCCAAAGGCCAUCCCCAGAAAAAGUGGCGCAUGCCGUGCUAUGCCCGGUUGUCAGGGCGACGCAGGGUCAGCGCUGGCCACGGUCUGAGGUGGGCUGGCUGGCGUCAUGCACCACCUCUUCCGCCUGGUGCUGGGCCAGCGGGAUCUGUCGCGCGCUGGGGACCUCUUCUCCCUGGAGGAUGCAGUGAUAGAGGACUGUCUCUCUGAGGCGCUGGAGGAGAUCAAGGCCAUUUCCUGCUCUCCGGACUACCUGACCAAUGACAAUGACCAGGCCGUGGUGGAGAUUUGCAUCACGCGUAUCACUACAGCUAUCCGGGAAACACGCUCCAUUGAGAGGCAUGGGGCAGCACUGGUCUCCCUGUGGGAGUCCUGCCUGGAACACAACCUGCAGCCCCAGGGCAAGGACGAGGACACGCCCCACGCCAAGAUCGCCUCUGACAUCACAAGCUGCAUCCUGCAGAAUUACAAUCAGCCCCCCGUGAUGGCACUGGCAGUACCCGUAGCUGUCAAGUUUCUCCAGGGGGGGAACAAGGAACUGUCCCGGAACAUGUCCAGCUACCUGUCCUUAGCGGCCAUCGCCAAGGCUGAUCUCCUGGCCGAGCACACGGAGGCCAUCACCUGCAGUGUGCUGAGAGGGAACCACAUGCUCCUGCGGGUCCUUCCCUCCGUGUACAAGAAGCAGCCAGAAGCCAUCCACCUCCACAUCGGGGAAUUGACCGCCAUGAUGUCACAGCUUGAGCAGCCAGAGCAGCAGCACCUUCUCAGACUGCUUCAGAUGGUCGCCAAGCAACACCCCCUGGCACUGAGCUCACUAGUGCCCUCUUUGGUGGGGUACCUCAGCGACCCUGUGCUCAAUGACGCGGUGCUGACCGUGCUGGUGGACGUUUCCCUGGCUUGCCCAGCCUCCGUCUCCAACUUCCUGCCCACCCUGAGAGAGGUCGGACAGCAGUUUCCUGCCCUCCUAGGCCACGUCGCCAAGAUCCAUGGAGCUGUGGGACUGACCAGUGAGGAGCAGGCCCACAGUUCCCUAGUGUACUUGGUAUCUCUGCUGGCCAGCAUGGAGCACAGCAUUCACCACACUCUGCUGCUGGAGAUCCGGGGGCUGACCGACCGCUUCUCCUCCAUCCUGGGGGGCUGCGGGAAGGACAUCUACCGCAUGAGCAACAGCUUCACCGCCAUCGCCCGGCUGCUGGGCCGCCGCCUGGAGGCCGACCUUGCAGCAGCCAGCAGGGUAGAGGACGAGACGGAGCAGUGUCCAAAGCCUUGCGACCUGGAGUCAAGUGCGAGCGACGGGGAUGAGAAGCUCCAGGUGAAGAUCCAGGCAUUCGAGGAGAAGAUGGGUGAGGAGGGCGAGGUCGAGAGGGAGAGCGAGGCCGGGUCGCCCGGGCCACAGCGACGCCACAGCCUGGGCCAGGCCGCCCGAGAAGAGCGCCGGGAGAUGAGGUUCAACAGGUCAAAGAGCCUGGCACUGCACGCGGUGCGGUCCCGUUCCUUCAACUCGGAGAACGGCCAGGACGGCGAAGGGGCGGAGCUUAAUCCAGAGGCGUACCUGUCCGAUGGGUCGCCCAGCCCGGAAAGUGGAAGGGACGCUGAGGGAGCUGACCUCCCAGACGAGCCCCCCGAGGAGAGUCCCAGUCCCCCCUGUGACCCCGCCCCUCCUGUGGAUCCGCCGCAGGCCCCCUGCGCAGAUGGUCCGGGACAGACGGAGGAGGACGACCCGCGAGAGAGAGACAAGCUCUGGGUCCACCUAAAGGACAAUGAGGAGAAGAUCAAGGCUUUCUGCUCUGACAUCAUCAAACGCAUCCCUGUGCCAGAACAGUGUGUCAUCGAAGAUUCCAGCCGAGGUUGCGUGGCCAAACUCUCCUUCUCCUGCCCCCUGAAGGGACACUACUGCCUCUAUGGCAAGUCCAGCUUUACCCUCAGCAGCCGGCAGCCACACAUCUGGAUACACGUCAUGUUGCUCUCCUUGCAGAGUAAAGCCAGUGAGCCCCUCUCCUCAGAGGACAAGGCUGUGCAGUUCUUGAGGGCCGUGUGGGAGAAGGCUCAGCUGAAGGGACUGCACACCUUCGAGACGGCCAUGACCCAGGCCACCUUCCCACACAAGAAGGAUCUGGACAGUCUACAGAGGAACCUGGAGGAGGUGCGUUUCUUUGAUCUGUUCGGCUACAGUGACGAGGAAGGAAGCUGGCUCUGCUUCAUGUGUAAUAAUCCAGAGAAAGCCACAGUUGUGAACCAAGAAGGCCAGCCAUUGAUCGAGGGCAAGCUGAAGGAGAAACAGGUGCGGUGGAAGUUCAUCAAACGCUGGAAAACACGUUACUUCACCUUGGCCAGCAACCAGCUCCUCUUCCGAAAAGGAAAAUCAAAGGAGGAGUUGGAUGACAGCCCUAUCGAGCUGAGCAAGGUGCAGAGCGUGAAGGUGGUGGCGAAGAAGAGGCGCGACCGCAGCCUGCCGCGGGCCUUCGAGAUCUUCACCGACAGCAAGACGUACGUCCUUAAGGCGCAGGACGAGAAGCACGCCGAAGAAUGGCUGCAGUACAUCAACGUGGCCAUGGCACAGGCCAAAGAGAGGGAGAACCGCGAGGCCACCACCUACCUGUGACCCAGCCAACGGCAGCACCCCCUGCCCCCUCCUGACCUCUUACCUGUGACCUUCAAGUGUGACCCCCCUCCACAACAGAACAUCAAACUGUGAGUUCCUGGCCCGCCUUUGACCCAAAUGCAUCUGUUGGAAUCCACGAUCACCCCACACCUCACCACCUGAAAUCCGACAUAUAACAGUAGCUCUGCAAAGACUCAGCUUACCUGUCACAACCAAACAAAAGCUGUGACUCAAAGGAGAUCACGGGAACAAACCAUCCAUUGAGAUGGACCACAAUGCCCUGACUGUGUGACCAUGACACCUGUGAGUCAUCUAUUGCACUGCUGCCAAGGGUGGAAACUGAAAAAAAGAAGAUAACCAAAAGAACAAAGAUAACCUAAAGAAGCAAAUGCAUUCCUGUUUUUCCAAUUUACAGCAAUACUGGUUCCACUGAAAACUGUGAUGCGCCCAGCGAGAAGUGGUGUGGGAAAUUAAGACCGUAAAUUAUCGCACUCUUUCUGAACUCUGCAAAUACUGAGGAGUGAAUGAUAGCUCUUUAAGCUUAGCACAGUUUUCAAGCAUAUAGAUUUUCUUGAUUUAACACUGGAAAAGUUGUGAUAUAUUUUUUCCAUUCAAAAAAGUUAGCAAGGUCUGCUGGUAUUAACUGUAAUUUAUCAUACAAGAGCGAUCUUCUGGAAAUCUCUGAGGACCAUGAAAUGGUGAAAAGCAGAAAUCCUAAACUUUGUUAUUCUGAUCAAUAUUUCGUAACCUCUGAUUCUUUUGGGAAUGCAUCUCCACAGAAAAAACAUGUUUACUGGCAAAGUUUUUCCUUAAGUUUCCAUCAAAGAAAAGAACCAUGUCAAACUGCUUCAUUUUAUGUUUUGUGAUAGUGGGGAUUUGCAGUGAAGCAGUUGAAGCAGCCAUGAUGGAUAGCUCCAAUAAUAUUUGUACUAUAUAUAUAUAUAUAUAUAUAUAUAUAUAUAUAUAUAUAUAUGAACUUGAAUAUAAUUUGAAACUUAAAAGACAGUAUAAAUAUUUAUGUACCAAAAGAGGAUCGGUGCUCCCCUCUUGCCCUCUUGCUUGAUGAAAUAGUUAAUUAUAAUUUAAGACAGUAGAGCAUUGAAAUAAACAUUUUAACAGAUUAUCUCAAAGCAUUACCCCCUACUACAUGGGUGUAAUAAACAAUAGACAGUGUUGUGGGUGCCUAUGGAUGGUCUAUACAAUUAUAAAAUAAAACGUCACAGUAAAAAAUAAAUGCCUUACAUAGAAGUCUAUUUCCUCCAUUGUGUUCCCACCCAAUCAGUUUUAUAUUAAGUAUUCAUCAAAUUCAAGCUGAAGUUUCCAGUAACCAAAGAAACCCUUUGAAAUCUUAUAUAAAUCUUACACAAAGCUAUUUGGCCAUGGUGGCAGAGAGCUCCAAGCGAGCACAAGAACAUUUUCAUGAUGUGACAUUAUUUGUUUACUCACCAGACACCCUUAUCCAGGGCGACUUGAAAAAUUAUUUCAUUUGUUUUGUUUUGUAUGCAUUUUGUGGCUCAUUUCCACAGUUGGGUUUUUACUGGGGCUAUUGAAGUGAAAGUGCAUCACCCAAGAGUGCAACAACAGUAUCUCAUCCGAGGUUUGAUCCCAUGGCUCCAGGUCCAGUCCAGGGCUCUGACCACUGCGCACCGCAGUGUCAGCUGCGCCAUAUUUGUGCUGCCACACAAUUUAGUCAGGACGCAAGAAUUCUGUGUGCUUUUCCGGGGCUGUCUGGGGCCGUAGCGCAGGAGUACUGUCCCAGACUCAAUGUCUUGUUUCUCCAAAUGAUUUCAGAUCCUCUGAGGUUCAUGCAGAGCCAAAAGCUUCUUUUUAAAAAUAAUAAUAAUAAAUUGCAUGCAUAGGCAGCUGUGUAAAUAUAAUAUAUCUAUUAUACCCCCAUCUGUAAUGACACUUCAUAUUAGCGUUUGCCUUUAAGUUUGACAUUACCAAAUGUAAUUUUCUAAAAACAGUUUUUUUUUCUUUGCUGCUCUCAAAAAAUGGGACAUUAUGUCUGAAAUCAAUUAAACCAGGAACUGAGUGUUAGUCCACAGGAGGGGUGACCCUUCCUUAUGUGCAUACACUGGAACACAUAAGCUCUGCAGUGGAGUUUAACAUAACACAAUGGGAGGUUUUGUGAAAAUCACUUUAAAUAUGUUAGGAAAAUGUACGUGGAUAUUUUGCUAAGAAUCAUAGCAAGUCAAAAGUAUUAAGGCUUUAUAAAAUUCAUUUUAGGCAUUUAAAUCAUAGUUUAACAUAUUCAUUAACUCUCGUCACAUUGACUUUUAAAGGUAAUUUUUUAACCGUAUCAAUUUUGUUUUUUUGCAGGUCAGUAUUUAUUUUUUCAAGCAACAGGCAUGUUGAAACUUUAACCAAACUUGAAAAACUGUUAGCUACAGACCAUUUUAGUCAAAUGACUGUUCCAAAAUAUUGUAAGUAGAAUUUUUAUCAGAUGUAAUUUUCUUUAAUGCUGGUUUCUUUAAAAACCUUUCAUUUUUAAAUGCAAUUUUGUCUUUGUAGUCGUGAUUUAUACUUUUGCUUUGGUACUGGUUUCACUGCAUGUACUGAGAUUUGUAAAACCUAUACUGUUUGCCUUUUUUUCUCCAUUUUCUAGAAAAAAUUAAACACAUCAGAAAAA
Messenger RNA from Anguilla anguilla (European eel), 5609 nucleotides. RefSeq names its product ventricular zone expressed PH domain-containing 1 (gene veph1). Gene Ontology annotation, cellular component: plasma membrane. Bases 485 to 2977 code for a protein of 830 amino acids. The transcript has 14 exons. Gene Ontology annotation, molecular function: phosphatidylinositol-5-phosphate binding. The record is from RefSeq and is a predicted model, not a curated record. NCBI's taxonomy places the organism in Eukaryota, Metazoa, Chordata, Actinopteri, Anguilliformes, Anguillidae. Gene Ontology annotation, biological process: regulation of signal transduction.